Molecule: messenger RNA, 366 nt
Organism: Parastagonospora nodorum SN15
Lineage: Eukaryota; Fungi; Ascomycota; Dothideomycetes; Pleosporales; Phaeosphaeriaceae
Exons: 2
Coding region: 1-366 (121 amino acids)
Source: RefSeq, a predicted model, not a curated record
AUGCUGGAAAUGGCGAGUGCUCUUGAUGUUGCCGGCUCGUAUGACAGGCUCCCAAGGCACCGAGACCAAACGGCCGAAGUCUCGAGUAUUGUGGUGGAGCAGAAAGGCACUGGCGACUCGACCGCGAAAAGCCGUUGGGAUAACUGGGCUGAUCGUCGUGCGCAGGCAGUGUUUGGCGAUCGCGAGGAGUACCCGGUCACAUGCAUGCGAGGAGUUGAGGUUGCGAUGACAAAAGGCGCAAAAGCAACGACGGUUACACGGUGCCCGCGAAACUCGGUUCCAUCCAAUGGCUUCGGUGUCACCCCAGCCACGGUGCGGGAUAGUGCGCAACGUGAGGAACAAAUGCGUGGGCCGGACGCUAGCUGA